Messenger RNA from Jatropha curcas, 905 nucleotides. RefSeq lists its product as uncharacterized. Lineage: Eukaryota; Viridiplantae; Streptophyta; Magnoliopsida; Malpighiales; Euphorbiaceae. The record is from RefSeq and is a predicted model, not a curated record.
CUGCUUAUUUAUAUUCUCCAUUAUUCCCUUCUAUUAUUCACAGUGAGUUGCUUCACUUUCUGGCUUCAAUGGCUUCUCAGUCUACUGUUUUAGUAUUUCUGCUCUUUGCUUUGGCUCUUUCAGGGAUUGAGUUAUCCACAUCUCAAAUCCUUAAAGCCAACGUCUCAUGUCUUCAAUGCAUUAGCCAUUAUGACUUAUCAGGCAUUAAGAUUGCAGUGAAGUGUGAAAAUGUGAAAAGGAUAGCAACAACUACAACAAGAAGUAAAGGAUCCUUUGAAGUUAAGCUUCCUUCAGAAACAUCAAGAAACCAUCAAACUCCAUUAAACUGCUUAGCCAAACUGAUUGGUGGUAAAAACCAGAUCUGUGCCUCAAGAAAAAACAUGGUCUCAAAAAUUGUCAAAACCCAGAAAAAUUCGCACUCAUACACAAUUUCCACUCCACUUGCCUUUUCCACUACAUGUCCUAAGGCAGCAGGUUUUGGUUCAUCAAAGACAGUUGAUUUGCCUCUUCCACGGGAAUGGGGUUUGGCUCCUUCUAGCUAUUAUGUUCCUUUCAUUCCCAUAAUUGGUAUUCCAUGAUUAUAUAUAUGUUUAGUUAAUUAAUGUUUAUAUGAAUAUGUAAUGUUAUGUAAACUUAUAUAAGGGUGUUUUUUUUUUUUCUUUUUUGAGUAAUGGAAAAUGAGGGAUACAAAUCUAGAUAUAUUGUCAGGUCGUAUAUGCACUUACUGCUAAGCUAUGUCUUGGUGUGCAUAUAAGGGUGUAGUUAUGUUUUGGUUUGGUGUGUGAAAAGUGUAGUUAUAUAUAAGUUUUUUAUUAUGUUUAUUUGGGUGAAUUGUAUGGAGGGAUUAAAGUAGCACUUGAAGUUACUGGUGCAUAAUUAAUAUUUGUAGCAUAUUAAUUAAGUUA